AUGGCUUCUGCUGGCUUGAGGCAGUGCAUACGAGAUGUAACUCCCUAUCUGGUCUUUAUCAUAUUCGUGUCGACUUUUGGGCCUCUGCAGUUUGGUUUCCAUUUGUCCGAAUUGAACGCUCCCCAAGAUGUCCUGACCUGUGCUGUCAAAUCCGUCGCCGAUCAUGUAGCCUCCCAGCCCGACACAAGUCUGCCGCAAUGUAUUCCAAUGAACGAAGCCCAAUUCGCCCUCAUAUCGUCCAUGUAUGUUUUGGGAGGAUUCAUCGGAGCUCUAGUCGCAGGACCGGUUUCUACCCAGUUUGGCAGAUUGCUCGCGAUGCGGAUCACGAGUGUCUUCUUCAUACUUGGAUCCAGUCUUGAGACGUUAUCUGGAACUGUGCCAUUAAUGUCAGCUGGGAGAUGUUUGUCGGGGAUUGGAGCCGGCGCCGCUACUGUUAUUGUCCCCAUAUACAUAUCGGAAGUUGCACCACCAAACGAGCGAGGUCUUUUUGGAUCCAUGACACAAGUCACCAUCAAUAUUGGUCUUUUGAUCACACAGACUUUAGGAUUCUACCUGAGCACAGGAAGUAGUUGGAGGAUCAUUCUUGGUGUGGGAAUCGGACUGGGUUUUGCCCAAGGCAUUGGUCUCUUCUUUGUGCCAGAAAGUCCGGCAUGGCUAGCAGCCCACAAAGAUCCCGAGCAGGCAGUGAAGACGCUCCAGCGGAUUCGGGGUGCUGGAAACUCCAUUGCUGAAGAGAUUCAACAUUGGGAUGUACCGGCGGGAUUAGUUGACGACGAGGCGGCUACGUCUCUUCUGCGCGAUCCGGAAGCUCCAACCCGCCGCGACUCCUCCCACAGCAAAUCAUCCUCCACGAAGACAGUCGAGCACGUCGGUUUCUUUGCCAUCAUCAAGGACCCCCAGUAUCGUCCAGCAAUUAUUGCCAUGAUAGGAAUUAUGUUUGCGCAACAAUUCUGCGGCAUCAACAGUGUGAUGAUGUAUUCCGUUUCCCUUCUUCGCGGAGUCAUUCCUAUGUCCUCGUCUCUUCUCACCAUCAUGAUCUCUGCCGUCAACUUGAUAGCCACCGUUGCUUGUUCCCCUCUAGCAGAUAAAAUAGGUCGAAAAACCUGUCUACUUCUGUCCAUCGCUGGAAUGGGCAGCUCUAGUCUAGUACUAGCCAUCUCUCUUCGUAUGGAAGUCAAAGUCCUUUCCGCGAUAUCAGUCCUCUCCUUCGUCGGUUUCUUCGCUACCGGACUUGGACCCGUUCCUUUCCUGAUUGCAUCCGAGCUCGUCGGGACGGAAGCUGUAGGUGCGACGCAAAGCUGGGCAUUAGCUGCGAACUACAUCUUUACGUUCCUCAUUGCUCAAUUCUUCCCAAUUUUGAAUACCAUCUUGAAUGAGAAGUUGGGUGGGAAAGGCUGGGCAUAUUUUGGCUUUACAAUAUUUGCGGCAAUAAGUUUUGCGUUUGUUGGCGCUUAUGUGCCUGAAACGAAGGGGAAGAAAGAUGCCGAUGAGGUUUGGGGUAGGACUAGGAGGGUAGAUUGA
Glarea lozoyensis ATCC 20868 is the source of this 1521-nucleotide messenger RNA. Its product is annotated as MFS general substrate transporter. Bases 1 to 1521 code for a protein of 506 amino acids. Lineage: Eukaryota; Fungi; Ascomycota; Leotiomycetes; Helotiales; Helotiaceae. The transcript has 2 exons. The record is from RefSeq and is a predicted model, not a curated record. Gene Ontology annotation, biological process: monosaccharide transmembrane transport. Gene Ontology annotation, cellular component: membrane. Gene Ontology annotation, molecular function: hexose transmembrane transporter activity.